This is a messenger RNA of Melitaea cinxia (Glanville fritillary), 1630 nucleotides long. Its product is annotated as transcription initiation factor TFIID subunit 11-like. NCBI's taxonomy places the organism in Eukaryota, Metazoa, Arthropoda, Insecta, Lepidoptera, Nymphalidae. The transcript has a single exon. Bases 134 to 1573 code for a protein of 479 amino acids. The record is from RefSeq and is a predicted model, not a curated record.
UUAAUGGAAGGAAGAAAUGGCGGGAAUGUUAAUAUUUUGAUUUGACAGCUUAAAGAAAACCUGAAUGUUGAAUUAUUUACAAAGUGUCUAAAACAAAUAAUAUUUACAACACUACGGGUGAAACGGGUUAGAAAUGAAAAAUAUAUCUACAAUACAGAAAAGUAAUAAAAGCGAAUCACCAAAAACUCCCGGUGGAAUUAGUAAAUCCUUGUUAACCCCUUGUAGAAGGGUUGGACUUUCUCGAAAUUGGAGAAAAAGUGGGCCAUCGCCUUUUGUGUCCCCUUUGUCAGGUACAGAGAGCAGCACACCUCAAUCACAGGAACAGGAACCAAGAAAAAGGAAACGUCCCAUAACAGAUGAUACAUCUCAAGAGUCAUCUCAGAAUAGCGAUAAAAAUGAAGAGUUAGAAGAAAUUCAAUCAUCUUGCAAUACACCACGAACAUCUGAUAGUCGAACACCUUUACGUAGUAUUUUAUCUAGAAAAAAAUCCAAAACAUUACUAUUAUCAAAAGAAUGUGAAGAGAAUGAUAAUAUAAGUCAAGUGAGUAAUAUAAUUAUUGAUGAAAAAGUAGAUUCACCUAUAAUAGAAACUAAACAAGAUUCCCCUGAAAAUAAUAAAGUGAAAAAAAUUUCAAGAACAAACUCUAAAAAUAAGUCAAAGAUAAUUAAAUCUUUAGUAAAAGAACAAGAACAUGUUGAACAGACUAAGAAUGAAGUUAGCGACAAACCUUGUGUAUCAGAAUUAGAAAAUAAUGAAAAUAUACAAGUAAGUAAGCAGAAAAGUCCAGAAAAUUUAACAAAAGAAUGUAUAGUUGUUAUUCAAAAGAAAUUAUUUAAACCUAAAGAAAACAAAUCAUCCUUGCAAAUUUGUGAUAAGUCUAAACAAAAUGACACAGCCUCACAAGUUUUAUUUGACUCAGACUCUGAUGACACUCCUUUAAGUAAUUUAAACAAAAAAGAUAAUAAUACUCAACCAGUACUCAUAAAUGAUGACGAUGAAUUUCAAGACAGUAAAAAAGUAAAGAAGCUUCAACAGCAAACAACAUCAACAACGGAAUUAAAAGCAAAGUUAGAUAAACAAAAAUCGAAACUUAAAAAUAAGCCAAAACCAAAGAUGCAGCAAGAAACCAUCCCCUCAUCACAAGAGUCAAUCGAUCUCGACGAUGAUGAUUUCGUUUGUAAUAAAAAAACUAUAUUAAUCAAAAAAUCAUACGACAAAAUCCAAAAACCGUCAAAAUCAAAAUCGACCGGUUCUAUAACACAAAAAGACAUUGAUGAGUUAAACCAAAGAAUAAAAAACAAGAAGAACUUACUUCUAGCCAAAGCAAUGACAAACGAAACAGCUGAAUUACGGAGUUUAAUCAAGAAAUGGCAGAAAGGUUGUCAGAAUGCAUUAACAGAACUCCUUGAUCUGAUGAAAGAGAAAAUGCCGGAGCGUCAAAAUAUGGAAUAUUCGGAAAUAUUACAAUUGCUGAAGAUUCCUCCAGAUUUAGUCGGUUAUGACUCGGAAAACGAUUGUUUUAUUACCCCCGAUGAUGCUACUAUUAUUUUAUCUGGUUUUGAUAUUAAAUAGAAUUUUGUAAAUAUUUAUAUGUACAUUAAGCUAUAAGAAGAAAUGAUUAUUUUGCUG